UUACUUCCAAUGUAGACGUUCCUUUAAGUUUUUCUGUGUGCCACGGCUAACGAUGAAAAAGAGGAAUAAUUCAUUGAAUGUGUUAAAUAUUAAUGUAUUUGCAGAAAAAAGAAUUAAUCUCAACGAUUAUUGUAAUAAUGUUCAACGAACUUGAAAUGAUCAAGGAAAAAGAGAUAAGUGGAAGAUCUCGGGAGAGAGAGGAAAAGAAAUGUGCCACCUCCUACAGAAAGAUGCAUUUAUAAGAUUUUAAUUAUUUUAUCUUAUCAGCGAUUAUCUGUGCGAAUCUCUAUUAACAAACGUACAUAAUACUUCGUAUUAACAUAAUUAAGAGGGAGAAAGAGAGAGAGAGAGAAAUUGGUAUAGAUUACAUAUCAAUGACAGAAUUUUGUGGCAAUACUGUCGAAGCUAGCAGUACAUCACAGAAAAUGACCACUAUGUGGCAUCAACAAGUAUUUGCGCUUGAUGCAAAAUAUAAUACAUUACGAGCUAAUAAGCUAUCCAGUUUAGGAAUGCUGUACAUUCGUCGUAGGAAUCAACUGUUACGUGAAAAACUGUUCAGAGAUCCGGAAAUCGGUGCACAGUAUUUGAAAUUACGAUCAGAAUUAUUACGCCGGCGUUACGGGGAUCGACAGGAGCAGAGCAGCAUAGGCAGUCACACAAUUAAUGAGGAGUUGUCAGAAAGGAAGAUGAAGCAUCACGCUGUACAACGUAGAUCAACUGCAGAUAAUUUUGCAUUCGCAGGUGUCCAUCAUGUGUUCGACCAACAUAAGGCAGCUGUAACCAUGCUCAAAUUUGCUAACAAUGACAGAUCCAAACUGUGCUGUGCAUCAUUGGAUGGUACACUGUCUGUAUGUGAAGUCAUCAAUACCCCUCCAAAAGUGAUUGUUCUCUUGGAAGGUCAUCGUAAUAGUGUGACUGCUUUUGACUGGAGUAUCAGCAACGAUCUCAUAGUUUCCUCUUCUUUGGAUGCUACAAUAAGGCUCUGGAGAGUGUGCAUGGACACAGAGCCGAAUUGCUUACGGGUAGUGAAUGACCAACAACGAGCUGAAGUUUUAUGUUGUAGCUUCAUUCCUGCUAACAACAACUUAAUAGUGGCUGGCAACUCCCAAGGGCUGCUCCAGGUCCUGAAUGUGUCCACGGGUAUAUACACGCGUGGUGGAUCUUGUAAAAUCGGCGGGAAGGUUCUUUCUCUAACAUGCGAAGGCAGCGGUGGUUCGGUCAUUUGGGCUGGCAACGACAGAGGUGUUAUAGUUUCUUUCCAAUUGGAAUCCGGCAUAGGACGGCUAACGAAACUACAAAGAGUACAGGAAACUGGUGGUAUGAUAACUAGCCUUUCUUGGCGCUCCUGGCUAUCGAAGGACGCUCCUUGGGCGGCGUUGUUAGUAAGCAGCGCUUGUAACGCGGUAUUGCUAUAUCGUGUUGCUGAUAGUCACGGUUCUUUAUGCUUUUGGAGAAAAUAUCCUAUUAAACAUAGAUAUUACCCAUUGCGGUCUACCUUCUGUCCGCAAAUGGGCGCAUGUUUAAUAGCUACUGGGUCGGAGGAUGGAGCCGUUCAUCUAUUAGAUUCCGCAAGAGAGGGAAAGUCCGCAAAGAUCAACAGACUGCUCGGUCAUGCGACGCCUACAUUAGCGUUGUCUUUUAAUUAUGACGAAUCUCUACUUGCAUCUGCAGAUCACGAUGGAUUGAUCAUUCUGUGGCGCAAUCAUCAGCGUCACUUGUAAAGCACUUGUUCGCAUGCGUAUGAUCUUUUAAUCGAGUUAGAAAAUAGUCUUCCUCCACAAAGAAAUUUUCCGACUAUUUUUAUAAACUAAUAAAACAAAAAAUUGAUAUUCAAAAUUUGAUUAUCAAAAUAUUAUGUAUGAUAUUAUUGUGCGUAAGAUGUAAAAUAAUAUUAAGAAAAAUGUUUUUAUUUCUGUAAUAUAUUCUUGAUUAAACGUAAUAUCUUUGUAAAUUUUAAAAUUAUCACUCGACCACGCAAGGUUCGAGUUUUGAUUAUUUAGUUUCAAAGUCUACGACCAUCCUCUAAUAAAAAGAUCUUAAAAAGUCAUCCUCUAAUAAAAAAUAAAGAUCAUGAUACUACUCAAUGUCAGUUCUUAUUUUCAAGUAAUACGACUUUACAAUAGAUCAGACGUUAAAUUUUUGAUAAUUGUGUGAUUGGAUAGAUAGAUGGGCUUUUAACGUUGAAUGCUUGUAUCUUAAUUAUUAAUGUAAAUAUCAUUGAUAAAUAUCAAAAUAAAAUUAAUUAGAUAAGAAAGAGUUAAUAUAAGUUAAUUAGUGUAACAACACCAAAGAAUGAGGGUAAAAACACAGUUUAAACGAAUAAACGGUUUCUUCUGUAUAACAAUA
Messenger RNA from Odontomachus brunneus, 2346 nucleotides. Its product is annotated as WD repeat-containing protein 13-like. Lineage: Eukaryota; Metazoa; Arthropoda; Insecta; Hymenoptera; Formicidae. Gene Ontology annotation, cellular component: nucleus. The record is from RefSeq and is a predicted model, not a curated record. Bases 375 to 1721 code for a protein of 448 amino acids. The transcript is spliced from 6 exons. Gene Ontology annotation, molecular function: promoter-specific chromatin binding; protein binding.